Molecule: messenger RNA, 1677 nt
Organism: Pedinophyceae sp. YPF-701
Lineage: Eukaryota; Viridiplantae; Chlorophyta; Pedinophyceae
Source: the annotation of a GenBank genome assembly
AUGCUGCAGGUUCCUGAGAGCCCGUUCGCGGCCAGAAGGGCCGCGGCGGCGGCGCGCGACAGCCGGAGGAUCGACUGCGGCGACGCCAAGUCGGAUGUCGCGCACUGCCCGGCCUGUGCCUCCGCGUACGACCUCGACACGCACACCCCGAAGCGUCUGCCCUGCGGAUGCACCUGCUGCGGCGCGUGUCUCGACGACCUCCUCAUUCUGUCGACCGAAAAUGGGCCAGAUACCAAGUCAUGUUGUCCGACCUGCACGCGCCCCUUCGAGGCGCUCUACCACUUCGCCGACGCGCUCCCGGACGACCGCUUCAUCUGCAACGCCCUCCGCCGCCUCGCCAAGGGGUCCCCGGACUCCCCCGACUACCUGACACCCCCUCUGGGCAACAGCCCACGGCGCACACCCCUCCCGUCGGCACUGGGCGUCGCGCUGCGCGCGCGGCACCUCGUCGAGCUCCUCGCGCACUCCACGCGCGACAAGGACCGCGCGCUCGCCGCGGAGCGCGUCAAAGCGCUCAUGGAGGCCGGCGGCGAGAAUCACGACGCGGAGACCGGGCCGCGCACGGACGUGGACCGGCGCGCGAUCGCGCACAACGAGGGCGUCGCGUACGCGCUGUCUGUCGCGAUCGGGCUCGCGAAGGCCGACCGCGCUCUCUUCGUCCUGGCGGCGGCCGCGGCGUCGUUUCUGCGGGGCACCGGCGAGGCCGCAGAGGCGCGGCGGUGCGAGGCCGCGCGGCGCGGGCUCGCCGGGAACGUCGCGCGCGCGCUGUACAUCGCGAAGACCGACGCCACGCGCGGCAAGCUCGGCGACGUCGCGCGCCGCCUCCUCGCCGGCGGCGAGCAGGCGGAGCCGCGGCGCAGGACCGCGAUCGAGGACGGGCUCCCAAAGGCGCUGGCGUACGCGCUGGGCGAGACGAGCAGCGACGUCGCGGCGGCGCUCAUCGCCGGCGCGGCGGGCCUCGUUGUCGGCGGCACGGGCGAGGCCGCAGCUGCCGUAGUCAUGGCGCUGUGUCAUGCCCUGGCGGAGUGCCUGCGGCGCGCGGGCGCGGACGGCGUGCGGCGGAUGGCCGCGAUCUCGCUGUACUUGGUCGUGCGGGAGCGCCGCGCGUGGCGCGGCGGGCGCGACGCGGCGGUCGCGGAGGUCCUGCCUGACGUGGUCGAGGCGGUGCACAAGGUGCGGAGCCAGGAGGCGCUCGCGACGCUGGUGGACGUCGUGGGGGAGCUGACGGCGGCGUCGGCGUCGAUGCUCGGCGAGGCGAUGGGUCCGGCGACGCGCGACGCGGUGCGGCGGCUGCGGCGCGAGGGGAGGCUGCGCGGAAAGUACAGUCGCGAUCUGUCGAUCGUUGUUGACGCGGAAGCCGGAGCGGAGCCGGAGGACGUGCGCGACGCGGACCGGUCGCCGCCGCCCGAGGACGAGCUGCAGACGAUGAAGCGCAGGUUCGGUCCGGCGUGGAUCCGGGUGUCGGAGACAGCGGAGCAACAAGUUGACAGCAUGGCGGACGACUCGCCGGACGCGACGAUGCACGGCGCGGAGGCGACGUCGCUGCACUACGACGCCUGCGAGGGCGCGCUCGGCGCGCCGGCUCCGGCGUCCGCGAAGGAGCUCGUCGAGUUGCUGGACGCGAGCAUGCAACGCAACCUUGCGGGGCUGGCGCCGGGGUGCCGCUUUCGGUUCUAG